Messenger RNA from Anguilla anguilla (European eel), 1507 nucleotides. Its product is annotated as dual specificity protein phosphatase 13-like. Bases 197 to 781 code for a protein of 194 amino acids. The record is from RefSeq and is a predicted model, not a curated record. The transcript is spliced from 3 exons. Lineage: Eukaryota; Metazoa; Chordata; Actinopteri; Anguilliformes; Anguillidae. Gene Ontology annotation, biological process: protein dephosphorylation; negative regulation of MAPK cascade. Gene Ontology annotation, cellular component: cytoplasm. Gene Ontology annotation, molecular function: protein tyrosine/serine/threonine phosphatase activity; MAP kinase phosphatase activity.
UUUAUCUAAUUGCAUUAAUGUAUGUAGGCUAAUUAUAUGAGUACAUGCGUUAUCACCAUUAUACACAUAUGAGUCCCAGCCGCAUCUGGUCCUGUCAGUCAUAAAACUGCCUGAUCCUAAAUAAAACAUAUCUGCCGACAACGUGAAGGUCAGGAGAAGCGAAGUAAACUUUAAAAAGGAAAAUAAAGGGGAGAGUAUGUCUACUACCGAUAGUUUAGAUAAUAGCCAUUUGUCUAAACGCCUCCAGGGAAGUUGCGAUAUUACUCCAGAAACACCGUCAGUGAAAGAACUGGAAUGCAUUUUAUACAGCGGUAAAAGUUACAUGAACCAUGUUGAUGAAGUAUGGCCAAACCUCUUUCUUGGGGACAUGUGUAUGGCCCAUGACCGACAUGGUUUAUGGAAACUGGGGAUCACGAACGUGCUGAAUGCCGCCCACGGGAAAACGCACUGCCAAGGGAGUCAUGCUUUCUAUGGGACAGCAAUGGACUACUAUGGCGUGCCUGCUAACGAUUUGCCAACCUUUGAUAUAUCACCCUACUUCUACCCGUCCGCAGAUUACAUCCACGAGGUCCUGAACACUCCCGGAGCCAGGAUCUUUGUCCACUGUGCUGUUGGGGUCAGUAGAUCUGCGUCGCUGGUACUGGCCUACCUAAUGAUCCAUCAUCGCUUCACAUUGCUGGACGCCAUCAGAAAAGUGAAGGAAAGCAGGUGGAUAUUUCCAAACCGAGGAUUUCUUAAACAGCUGAGGACUUUGGAUAUUGCAUUACAUAAACAGCACUAAAUGAAGCGACUCAACUCGAGAACUGUGGGGGGUUUAACAGAAGACAUGAUAUGUGCCGCAUAUGGAUUGGAAGGAAUUAGGAGGAUUUUAAUAGGAAAUUAUGGUAUUUUCUUGCUUCAGAGAAAUCCAGGAUGAAAGUGUUUGUAGCACACAGGUACUUUGUGUUUGUCACGCAGAAUUAUUGAUGGCAGUAUCCUUCCUGUUAAUGCAACCUUCAUGUAACUAAAGCUCGAUAUGGAAAUGCAGUAAAUUUUCACGGUGUUAAACACCACAAAAUACAUUUCAUAUAUACCGUGUUAAUCAUUUUACUGGUUUAUCAGCACAUUGCAUACCUACUACAUAAUAUUUAUGUAGUAACUAUAUUCUACCACUAGAUGCCGCCAAAGUAAUCACAUUCGCAGGGAACAGUUUCUGUGUAGUUCCUGUGCAAUAAGUUAGUGCAAUUAAAAUGUAAGGCUGUAGUUCGUAUUACUUUUUAUCACACACUACACACCCAUUCCUUGUCAUUUCUUCUCUGCUAUAUAAUGUCUGGUGAGGUCACAUGCAGUUCAUGUAGUUCAGCAGUAGCCCAAAUGGAAAAUAUCAAGUUAAAAGCUCUGUCAAUAAUAUUUUUUUUUACCAGCAACUCAUCUUCCAGGAUAGACGCUUAUUGAAUCUGAACUCCUCUAGGGGGAAAUAGUUCUGCUGAUGAGCGCUGGAAACUCUUCCCUUCGCGUCCUCUCAGAG